AUGAAUAUUUCUAAAAGAAUAAUAAAUUAUUUUUGUGUAGUAGGAACAGGAAAUAAUCUAAUUCCCCAAAAUACUGAAUGUUAGUAGUGUACAAUUAUCAUUCUCAAACAUAGAGCAUAUAUUAACAUCUUUAGAAAUAUAUAUAGAACAAUUAGAAGAGGAUAUUUAGAUUAAAGAUAACGAAAUCUGGAUAGAUCUUUGUGGUAAUAAACAAGUCUGGUUGAAAUGCAUUUAUGAUUAAAAUUCUUAACCAAUAACAUCCCUAUCUAUCAAAGAGUUUAAAUUUGAAGAAAAUGAAUUAGUAUUUGAGUUUUAUAAUAAUGCAGAAAAUACCAUUAACAGAAGACAUCUAUCCUGUGCCAAUUAAAUAUAAAUCCGAUAAGAUCAUACAUCAAUUAAAAGGAAUCAAAAAUGGAUACUCUCUAUAUUAAGGAUCUUAUGAUAUAUCCUAAUAUAUUGAUUAACAAAAAUAAACAAUUGAUUAUCAUGUUGUUUUAUGCUAUCAGACAUAGAAUUAUUAUUAACCUAUUUGUGAUAUACGAAUAAUAUUAGCAAAUAAAACUGAUAAAAAGAAAUAUACAUCUUCAUUUAGUGAUAUGAGUUUAGUAAUUCCAAAGGAUUUUAAUAUAUUACAAUUUCCAUUAAGAAAUUUUCGUUUUAUCAUUUUCAAAUUAAGUAAUCUAUAAAAUUUAUUUAAGAAUAAUCCCCAUUUAAAGUAGCUUACAUGCCUAAAAUCAUUGAUAGAUAUCCUCUUGUAGAUCAUCAUGAAAGUCCAUUGUCUCACAUGACAACUAUGAUUCCUAUGGUAAUUUAGAAAUUUUAAUUUUAGUUUUGCUUUCCAUAAGGCAUAUAACUAGAAAAAAGUGAAAUAGAUCCUAUUUCUAAGGGUUAAUAAAUCUUUAAUUUUGUAUUGACAUCAGAAACUGGAGAGAGAACUUAUUGUAUUUGUUUAAUAUUUCAUGAAAUAAUCCCUUAAAUUAUAUUAGAAUAGUUGGAAUAUAUAGAUAAACAAUAAUUAAUUUGUUAUCCUAAAGCAUUAUGUUUAUUGAGUUCUUAUAAUCAUUUUGAAUAAAUGAAAGAAUUAAUUAAAUAUAUAUAUAGAUGUUCACUCACUAAAAGUAACAUCCCAAUUGAGAGUAAGAUCUGUAAUAUCAUAAAUAAGAUUAAAUUACCUUAAUAAAUCUUUGAGCAAGAAAAUAUAUGCUUAAAAUAUGUAUUGCCUUCAUAGGAUAUUAGUUUUCAUAUUAAUUACAAAUACCCUAUUGGUUAUAAAGAAUCUUUAGAAUGUUUAUUUAGAUUAUUGGAUAUAAAUAAAAUUAUUAAUAUUUAUAGUGCAAUUUUAUUAGAGUAGAAGAUUCAUUUUAUUUCUAAUCAUUUGUCAGUGCCUGGAUUAGUUAUUGAUGCAUUUUUACAAUUAUUAUUUCCAUUUAAAUUUACUUCUAUUUUGAUUCCAGUCUUACCUGAUAGUUUAAGAGGCUACAUUGAAGCUCCAGUUCCAUUUUUAAUUGGAUAUAGCUAAAAAAAUAUAAUAGAGCAAAAUUAACAAAUUUAAGUUGAUAGUUUAUAUGUUUAUAUGGAUACAAACUUUAUUGUAAAUUAUGAAAAUUAAACUUUAAUACCUGAAAAAGCCUUAAAGAAACUUAAAUCUAAAUUAAAGCCAUUUAAUAAUUUAUAUAAUGAUAACUAUUCAAAAUAAUACUUAAAAAGAAUAGAUUAAGCAUAUCAUAUUUAUAUGGAUGAUGAAAAUUAUGAUCCUGAAUUCAAUAAAAAUAUAGAUUGGUAUUAAAUUAGAAAUGCAUUUUUAAAAUGUAAUAGUAUUUUAAUGAAACAAUAUAAAAAAUAUAUAAUACCAAAUUAAAAUAAUGAAGGUAAUUUUAAUGAAAUAUUCAAUGUUCAAGGAUAUUAAGAUUAUUGGAAGAAAGAUACAUUUAUAUAAUAAUUUAUGGAUACUAGAAUAUUCCAAUAUUUUAUUUAAGAACGUAUAACAUUCAGUGAGAAUGAAUCAUAAUAUUAGUUUUUUGAUAAUUAUAUAUGUAGCAAAGAUCAAAAAUUAAAUUUCAUUCACCCAAAAUAAAAAAUUGAAAUUAAAGUUUCAGAUGAUAACAUACUUACUAAUUAAAUUCACAAAUAUGAUCAAUUUCCUAUAUUGAAUCAUAAUCUUAUGAAGUACGAUUUAACAGAUGAAUAAGAAAUAAAAUAAGAGAUUAUAUAAGAAACUAUUCCUUAAUUGGAUUAGAAGAAAUGGUCAAAAUAUAUGCUUGAAACCAUUUACAAAAUUUGGUUCUUAAUUUUUAUUAUUUAUGUAAGAAAUAAUCAAGAAAAUAAUAUAUACCAAUAUAUGACUGAAUUAGCAAUCUUAGUAUUGGAAUAUAUGCAAAAUAAACAUUUAAAUUUAUCUGAAAAGUUAUUCAGAUAUGUUUUAGAAUCAUGUGGUUAUUUUCAAAUGGAUUAGAAGGCCUUGUAUUUGGUAAAAUUAAUGAAAAAAAUCAAGAUUGAUGCCUCACCAGCAACUCAUGGGAUUUAUUUCUUAGCUGUAGCAUAAGCAAUGAAUAGAAGAGGAUUACCUAGUAAUCAACUAUAAUAGUCAUAAAUACUUUAAAAAGAUGUAUCCUUAUUAUAAAAAAAGGAUUCAUAAAAUACUUAAUGUAAUUAUUUCUAUACUUUACAAUCUACUUGUUCUAUUUGUAAACGUGAAUUACAUUUUGAAGAGAUUCUAGAUUCUUAUCGAAAGAGUUAGUACGAGAAUGUUAUAGAAUGUUUGAAAACAAAUUAAGGUUGUGGAUAAGAAUUUAUUCCAAAAAUUCAAAUUACAUUCUAGAAGGAAGAAAAUAUAAUUGAGGCCGAAUUAUAUGAGAUCUAUAAUCCUAUACAAAUACUCAAGAAUGUAGAGAAUAUUAUAAACAAUAAAGGAGAAUCUUUCUUAUUGAGUGAUUUGUUUGAAAAAUAGUACAAGAAUUUAUAUGUUAACAUUAUAUUUUAUAUCAGACUUGUGAAAUUGCCCUGUAGUCAUUUACUUAAAAACUAGAGUACAAAUGAAUUAAAAAAUGAAAUUGAUUAAGCUAUUAAGAAAUUUUAAUAGAAGUAAUCUUAAAACAUCUUGUAAAGAGUGACUUAAGAGUUUGAUUAAUACAGAGGAAAAUUAUCUCAACAAGGGGAUUUAUUAGGGAAUUCAAGUUCCAAAUUUAAGUAAGAGGAUUAAAUGGUAUCAUAAAAUUAUGGUAGCAAAUACAUGAGAAAAAUAUUCUCAUCAUUAAUUAAUGAUUAAUUUUCACUUUAGAAUAAACGAUAGAGUUCUUUAAAUGUAGAAAUCUGA
This is a messenger RNA of Paramecium primaurelia, 3313 nucleotides long. The record is from the annotation of a GenBank genome assembly. NCBI's taxonomy places the organism in Eukaryota, Ciliophora, Oligohymenophorea, Peniculida, Parameciidae.